GGACGAUGUGUCAUGGUUCAAUUUUCAAAUCUGGAUUUAAAUAGUACGCGCUUGGUGACCCUGUUUAUCGGCUGUCAUUUUCCGUAUAUAAACAUCAAUGGCGGGGAGAGUGUGUCUUUCUCCAUGGACCGUGCUUUAUCUCUCUGUCUUCCUAUCGACAGCAUCAUGCGCUACUUACUACUUUGUCCACGAGGCGGUGAUAUACGACGCGGCGGAUCUCUACUGCUCCCGCCAGUUCGGGGGCGGAUCCAUGUCUGGUGUGUCUGACGACUUUGACUGGGACUGUGUUCCACAGAAUGUCUGGUUCUGGACCAACAAUGACAAGUACUGCAAAUUAAAUAAAUUCAAUAAACCAAUAUGCAAGAACAUGAGCUUUAUUCAUCAUCUUGGGAUUGGUAAACGCGCCUUCAUCUGUAGAACAGAGUCAGACCUGGACUAUGAUGACCUGGACUAUCAGGGAGAUGAGAUCACACUCUGCCUCAGCACCACGCCUCACCCAGACACAACCACAGCGCCCAGCACCCCCACCCCGGGGAAUUCUUCUCUAGUGUCCAACUCCACCACACAUAGAAGUUCCGAUGACGCAGAUCACGGUUGGGUGGCUGGUGUAGCAUUAGGUAUCAUCGCAGUCCUUGUAGUUAUUGGCUGUGCUGUGUUCUUCUUCGUCAAAAGAAGAAAACGACCCACAACGAAAGAAAAUGGCUGCGUUGAUUCUGAGAGCGGACACACGGUUGAGAGAAGUGAGACGAUAACGAGUAGAUUAGGCUCUGCCGUUCAAAAGUGUAGACAAAAACUCCAGAGAAGCUCCCCAUCGAGGGACUACGAAAUGCCAGACGUUCACAGACCGGAAAGAGAGUACGAUCAGCUCAAUGUGCCAAUGCUUCCGGCGGAAAUAGUUUACGCAGAACCAACAGCGCCCUAUACCGGAAGUGUAGAGCAAGAUGAGUUAGGUUACCUCGUGUCACAAGGGAGUGAACUCAAUGAGUACACGUAUAUUGAUACAACGGGUGGGGACACGGAGGAGAGCACAGGGGGCUCCGCGCACCCCCAGGCCGGGAUGGACUGUGAAAACCCUGUGUAUGAGGACAUGAGUAAGAGGGAAGUGAUAACGGCGAACAGUGAUAAACCGAAGGCGGACAAAGACUCAAAGCCAAAAGAAACCGGUGCUGCUGGAGCUAUAACCAGAAAACAUGAAUACCUGAACUCGCCCGUGAUAGGGAGGUUAUUGACAGAAGAACAGAAAGGCGUUCAAACUAAGCAGAAGAAAGUUGAUAUAAGUAUUGUAAAUGGGACUUACGAUGAUAAACUGUGUACUUCCUCAGCAUCAUCACGUGAUACACCGCUUGCAAAAGCGCCCGGUGAUUCAAACGUCUCUCCAACGGACGAUAACUCCGAGUCCCUCGCCAAAAAUGUGAAAGGCAGCAACAUUAGAAACAUUAUUUUAAAACUUCAAGGUGCAACGGAUGCUUAGUGAAUAGUUAUAAAUGACAUCUUUAGAGGACAGAUUAUUAUUAACAAUAGAACUGUGAUAUAUUUAAGUAUUAAAAUAUUUAAUUGUUAAG
Molecule: messenger RNA, 1562 nt
Organism: Magallana angulata
Lineage: Eukaryota; Metazoa; Mollusca; Bivalvia; Ostreida; Ostreidae
Exons: 6
Coding region: 98-1471 (457 amino acids)
Source: RefSeq, a predicted model, not a curated record